CAUCUCCACAAGCUGGCAAAUCUCUCCGGUUGCGAAAUUAGACAAGGGAACUGAUUCUGUUUCCGAAUCCAAGCCAAAACCGAAACAAAGCCCAUCUCUCUAUCUGCUCUCUCUCUAUCUAUCUUUCUGUCUUCAAAACCCCGGCUCUGCAGACAGCACAGCUCACCUGCAGCAGCAGCUCAACCAAAAAUGGAGGGGCUUUGGCGGGCCGCGACGGGCCAAGACCCGAGCCCAGAAGACUACACCGGGAUAGAGUUCUGGUCCAACCCGGAACGCGCCACGUGGCUGACCAAGCAAGGCGAGUACAUCAAGACCUGGCGGCGCCGCUGGUUCGUCUUGAAACAGGGAAAGCUGUUCUGGUUCAAGGAUGGUCACGUUACCCGCACGUCGACACCGCGCGGCGUGAUCCCGGUGGGCACGUGCCUGACGGUGAAGGGCGCCGAGGACGUGGUCCACAAGCCUUGCGCCUUCGAGCUCUCCACCAACACCCACGACACCAUGUACUUCAUCGCCGACUCGGAGAAGGAGAAGGAGGAGUGGAUCAACUCCAUCGGACGGUCCAUAGUCCAGCACUCGAGAUCGCUCGCGGAUUCCGAGGUUGUCGACUACGAUAGCCGCCGAGGGUGAUCGUCUUCAGAAAAAUCGAUUUUCAUGACAGAAAUGAAAAAGUUGGUCUUCUACAUGGGUUUGCGUUAGUUGCCGCUUUCCUGUCUUUUACAAUAAUUACAUGCAUGUGAUGCGUAUGCACAAUGGCUAUUAUAUUAGGGGAGCAUGCCCCCACAAUUAAUCUUCUGCAAAAUGAGCUUGACGUGGAUUACGGCAGCAGUGACGUAGGUGUAAAAUGUAAUGUCAUGGAGUACGGCAGCAGGGAUCUACUUGUAAUUGUACUAGCUUGAACCAUUUAUUUCUAAGUUAACAAUACAUUGUCCGUUAUUUCUCCAUUAAAUACAUUUCUUAGCACGGCACACUGACUGAGGUCGUCAAAAGAGGGUAUGCAUGCAAUGGUCAAAGGAGUACAUAUCAUGGAUUCACGCAUAUAUGUGGUCUAGAUUAUUUGAUAAAAGACCCAUAUGGCCAUGUAUCCUUGUGAAAUAAUUUGGCAUGUUAUGUAGUUGGAUUUGUUAAUUUGAAUUUUUUUUAUGUGGUGAA
Messenger RNA from Prunus avium (sweet cherry), 1149 nucleotides. NCBI's taxonomy places the organism in Eukaryota, Viridiplantae, Streptophyta, Magnoliopsida, Rosales, Rosaceae. The record is from RefSeq and is a predicted model, not a curated record.